Messenger RNA from Thermothelomyces thermophilus ATCC 42464, 2679 nucleotides. RefSeq lists its product as uncharacterized. The coding region runs from base 321 to 2591 and encodes 756 amino acids. NCBI's taxonomy places the organism in Eukaryota, Fungi, Ascomycota, Sordariomycetes, Sordariales, Chaetomiaceae. Gene Ontology annotation, biological process: carbohydrate metabolic process. The record is from RefSeq and is a predicted model, not a curated record. The transcript has a single exon.
CACAAAACCUCCGUUCUCGCGGCGCAUGUUUUUGCAUUUUCAUCUUUUUUUUUUUUCCAGACCAUCCCCGUCCCGCUUCAUCAAGUGGGCAUACAGGAGUACACAGUACACCAGCGUAUCGCCGGGGGUUUGAGCCCGCCCUCUGUGCUGAAACCAAUUGGCUCCUCUCAGGCUAUUUUUGGGGUCUUUUUUUUUUUCGGGGGGCCCCAGUCCAAGCGGCUCCGAGGCAAGAAAGAACUGCAACGGAAACAUCAAUACUAACAACAAACAACAACCCCGGCACGGUGGUGGACCAACGGUCCCACGACACUCGGCGGAAGAUGGCUCUUCCGUUCCUGACCGGCUCCCGGCGGGGGCGGUUCAUAACCCUCGCCCUCCUUUUCAUCACACUGGUGCUCUGGUUCACAUACCAGACGCCCUUGUCUACCGUUGUCCCCCACGACGCCUUUGAUCUGCACAAGGACCCACAAUACCCGGACGCAGCGCCCGAUGUCGCCAGGCCACCCCAUGACCCUCAAGACCACGCGACACCGGAACACGACCAUCCUGCUCAGGAGGUAGAGAAGCCUAAGGAUGCCGCGUCUCCGCCGUUGACCUCUACGGGAGGGGAUGCCGGCGAGGGUAGCGAGAAGGCCGAGUCCGAGCCCCGGCCGGGCGAGAGUACAACCAGCACGGCGGCCGAGCAGACCAAGGCGCCCGAGGAGACCGAGAAUGCCAAGGAAACAGGAAAGGCCAAAGAGACCGGACAAGCUAAGGAGACCGACGAGGCCAAGAAGACGGGGACCGCGACCACGGCAACCGCCGCCGCUACUGCCGAACCUUCGGUCGAGUGCGUCGACUUUGAGACGCUGCAGCGACAGAAGCCCGGGCCGCUGUCCGAGGGCCGGCGCAAGUUUCCCUACGUCCGGCCGCCGCCCGAGUGCAGGAAGUUCCGGCUGCCGGCGCUGGAAGCCCUGAUCGAGCGCAUGAGGAAGGUGAUCCGCGACCCGGACCUCUUCCGGCUGUUCGAGAACAGCUACCCGAACACGCUCGACACCAUGGUCAAGUGGCGGGGCUACGCGACCCGCAAGGACGAGGAGACGGGCGAGACGGUCGAGACGGACGAGGAGCUCACCUACGUCAUCACGGGCGACAUCGACGCCAUGUGGCUGCGCGACUCGGCCAGCCAAGUGUACUCGUACCUGCCCUUGUUGGAGGCUUCCGACGACCGGGACUCGCUGGCCAGCCUCUGGCGAGGGCUCAUCAACGCGCACGCGCGCUACAUCAUCAUCUCGCCCUACUGCCACUCGUUCCAGCCGCCGGCCGAGAGCGGCAUCAAGCCGACCAACAACGCGGCCUACCACCAGAACCACCCGUUCCCGGCGUACGACCCGGAGCUCGUCUUCGACUGCAAGUGGGAGCUCGACAGCCUGGCGUCCUUUCUGCAGAUCAGCACCGCCUACUACCGCCGGACCGGCGACCUCGCCUUCUUCGCCAAGUACUCGUGGGUCGACGCGGUCGAGGCGGCCGUGGACGCGUCGGCCGCCAUGCGGCGGGGCACCUACGACGAGGACGGGCGGGUGCUCCCGUCGGCGUGGACCUUCACGGGCUGGACGAACCGGGGGUCCGAGACGCUGACCAACGACGGGCUGGGCAACCCGGUGCGGGAGAACGGGAUGGUGCGGUCGGCGUUCCGGCCGAGCGACGACGCCUGCAUCUUCCAGCUGCUGACGCCCAGCAACAUGAUGUGGGCCGCCUACCUGGAGCAGGCGUCCGAGAUCAUGCAGGGGCUGGCCGACGGCGGGCUCCACGCCAAGGCGGCCAACCUGACCACCGAGAUGCGCAAGCUCGCGGGCGGGAUCCGCCGGGGCAUCGCGCUCGAUGCCGUGGUCCACCACCGCGACUUUGGCGACAUCUUUGCCUACGAGGUCGACGGCUACGGGGGCGUCAACCUGAUGGACGACGCCAACGUCCCCUCCCUCCUGGCCAUGCCGCUGUGGAACUACACCCGCCCGGCGGCCGCGCCGGGCAGCCGCAUGGUCCGGUCAGCCAAGCACGCGGCCCGGAGCGAAGAAGGUGAUGAUAAUAAGGACGGUGAUGCCGCCGCCGCCGCCGCCGGCAAGAAGACGGAGGCCGAGGAGGAGGAGGAGGAGGAGGAGGAGGAGGAGGAGGAGGAGGAGAAGAAGCACGACUACGCCAAGGUGUAUCAGAACACGCGCCGGUUCGUCCUCAGCACGGCCAACCCCUACUUCGCCAAGGGCCCCGCCCUCUCGGCCGUCGGGGGCCCGCACCUCGGACCGGGCAAGGGCUGGCCGAUGGCGGCCAUCGUGGCCGGGCUGACGGCGUUCGAGGACCUGGCCGGGUUCGAGACGGCGCAGGAGCGCGACGCGGCCGUGGCCGAGCAGCUCUUCGCCGUGCUCAACUCGACCGCCGGCACCGGCGUCGUUCACGAGACGGUCAACGCCUGGGACGAGCGCCAGUGGACGCGCGCCUGGUUCGGCUGGGCCAACGGCCUCUUUGGCGAGCUCGUCCUCCGCAUCGCCGUCGACGAGGAGAAGAGGGGCGUCCUCGGCAGCGAGGAGGGCCUCCUGGGGCGCUUGUGGCAGGACUGAUUCCGGGGGGUUUGUUGGGAUUCAUUAUUCGGGCAUAGACAAGCUAACUGUAUAGGUUAUCUACCUCGUGAUGGAUAUUUGGCGUUGG